AUGAGUGAUGCAAUACCAGCUUCUACUGAAUGGUUACAAUACUAUCAACUACCGCCGCCUAGCUAUGAGGUACUGCCAGACGGACUCUCCAAUAACACUGUGGUGACCACAACCCCCAGUACCACCAAAGACUUCAUGUUGAGCCCAAACACUUCAAUUACAAGGGGUGGUGAUUUGAGCCAUAGGGCUUGCAUACGCAAACCAAUCCAAAUGCGGUCUAGAGCUUCUAGGAGGACACCCGCAAACG
Ilex paraguariensis (yerba mate) is the source of this 247-nucleotide messenger RNA. Lineage: Eukaryota; Viridiplantae; Streptophyta; Magnoliopsida; Aquifoliales; Aquifoliaceae. The record is from the annotation of a GenBank genome assembly.